Culicoides brevitarsis is the source of this 975-nucleotide messenger RNA. It is a transcript of the gene eve, whose product is annotated as segmentation protein even-skipped. The transcript has 3 exons. Gene Ontology annotation, biological process: regulation of transcription by RNA polymerase II. Lineage: Eukaryota; Metazoa; Arthropoda; Insecta; Diptera; Ceratopogonidae. Bases 1 to 975 code for a protein of 324 amino acids. Gene Ontology annotation, molecular function: DNA-binding transcription factor activity, RNA polymerase II-specific; RNA polymerase II cis-regulatory region sequence-specific DNA binding. Gene Ontology annotation, cellular component: nucleus. The record is from RefSeq and is a predicted model, not a curated record.
AUGAAAAUGCAAGGAUUUCGCAAUUACGCACUCGAAAUGGUGCAUCAUCAUCAUCAAAGUGCAGCUGCUGCUGCUAUGAUCCAACGCGAGCAACAAAUUGUCGUCGAUUUGAUGCCGCCGCAAUACACAAAGCCAUCUCCUCCGCCUUCGCCUCCGACAUCAGAUUGUACGAGCCCGUCAUUGGAUAACAACAGUUCGUCAGGUAGCAACAAUGCCCAAGGAAAUUUGGAUCCGUCAAUUCGUCGGUAUCGCACAGCUUUUACUCGGGAUCAAUUGGCGCGCUUGGAAAAGGAAUUCUACAAAGAAAAUUACGUUUCACGCCCACGCAGAUGCGAACUCGCUGCUCAACUCAACUUACCCGAAUCCACAAUUAAGGUUUGGUUCCAAAAUCGUCGCAUGAAAGACAAACGCCAACGCAUCGCUGUUGCCUGGCCCUACGCUGCUGUUUACUCCGAUCCCGCAUUCGCUGCUUCAAUUUUACAAGCAGCUGCAAACUCCGUCGGCAUGCCAUACGGAUACACGCCAAAUCCGAUGCUUCCGCAAAUGCCCGUUAUGCCAUCACAUGCCGCCGCCUCGUCACACAAUUUUUCAUCGUACGCCGCUGCAUCCGCCGCAAGUGCAUAUCGUUAUGCCCCCUACCCGAUUCCGCCACGUAAUUCGGGCGCUGCAGCUCAAAUGCCCUCAACAACGCCAUAUAGCUCGAUGUUGGGUGCCAUGCCUCAAGGAUACGGACCGUUGAGCAUACCAAAGCCUCAUACGCCUCCUCAUGAUAUCACAAGCCCCGGAUCGCCGCAUUCGACAACGUCACUCAGUCCCGGAUCCGUUUCGUGUCACAGCCCGGUCAAUUCGCUAAAUUCGACGCCAACGGGAUUGUUGAUGACAGCGCCAACAAGUACGAACAACAACACGUCGCAAACGUCACUCAGUACGCCCGAAAAGCCAAAGUUGUUCAAGCCAUACAAGAGCGAGUCAUAG